AGGCGUGCGGGGCAGGCGCGAGCGUUUCCGGGUCUCCGAGCGCCGCGGCGCCUUCUGGGACUUAGACUUCGCUGGUUGGAACCGUCGCCGGCAGCAGCCUUGGGUCCUAGUGUCACCAGCCGCGCCGGCUUCCCUUCCCCCAGGUCCACCCUGGAGGCUGCUUCACCUGCGCUGCAGCCCUAGCCUCUCCUCUGCAAGAAGGCCCCGUGGUCGGUCUUGGUCUUCCUGGGCCAUCUGGUCUGGAUAGAUAUGGCAACAGAAAUUUAAACAUGCCUCAUUCAUCUUAAAUUCAGGAUGGCUCGGAACAUGGAACCCCUGGCAAGGAAGAUCUUUAAAGGAGUUUUAGCAGCGGAAGUUGUGGGUGUUUUUGGAGCUUAUGUUUUGUUUAAAAAGAUGAACUCGAGCCAAGAUUUCAGACAAACAAUGAGCAAGACAUUUCCCUUUGUUUUGGAAGUUUAUUACAAAUCUGUUGAACAGUCUGGAAUAUAUGGAAUUAGAGAAAAAGAUCAAGAAAAAUGGUUGGAUAGCAAAAAUUAAGGCCAGUCAUCACGCUCAGCUUCCCACUUCAGCUGUUUGAAACCUUUGAGGGGAGAAAAAAGAUGAGUCUAUGUCUACUCCCACAGAACCUCCUUCCUGAGUGUAACUUUAACUUCAAGCCACAUGGCCUGUGAUUUCCCACCUACUGUGCAAAUCCACUGUUUGUUACUCUCUCCUGUUAUCUAAGAUGAGGGUUUUAUAAAUGAAAGAAUACAGAAAAUAUUGAAAAUAGUUUUCUUUUCUAUCAAGGAAUAAUUAAAAGAUCUUCAAGCACUUAAGAGUCAAAUAAAAUACACCAACUCUCCAAGAAAAACUGACUCUGUAGCUUGUGUGUGGUUUGAAUGCCAUUUAAAAAACUUGACUGACAAGUUCAAGGUCACCUGAUAGUGCACACCUGUAAUCCUACUGCUUGGGAGGUGGAGGAUCAAGAGCCUAAGACCGCCUGGCUAUAUAGCAAGUUUAAGGCAGCCUGGGCUACAUAAGACCCUACUAUAGAAAAGAAGAAGAAAGUCAGUUUACUUACUUGCAUUAUCUUUGUUAGCCAUGGCAUUCAUGCCAAUAUUAUCAAACUUGGAUCCCAUAUUUUCAUCCAACAGAUGGCCAAACUUGAAAAAAAAAGGAAGAGUGUGAAGGUUACUAGAAAACUUUUAAAGAAUGUAAACAGCUACUUUCUUAGGUUAGUACAUUAGCCUUACCUCCUCAGCAGACACAAACAGGCUGGAGUCACUGAAACUUUUCUUUUUUUUCUUUGAUCCUUAAAAAAAUCAUGUAUAGGUUAUUCAAAGUAUGUGCUUAUUUUUCAGAUUUGGUCACUGAUCAGUUUAUUCUUACAAGAAACAGUAUCACUGAGGAUUAAAAUUCCACAGCUGACAUGGAUAGCAUUUAUACUAUGUGAAGCAAAAUAAAAAUUGUAAUUCAGGUCUUAUUCUUUGGGCUUGAAAAACCUGACUAAAUGUAUUUAUUGCACUAUCAAUAAACUUUUGUUUAUGCUACUGAAAAUAAAAUGUCUAUGAAAAACUCA
Molecule: messenger RNA, 1558 nt
Organism: Psammomys obesus (fat sand rat)
Lineage: Eukaryota; Metazoa; Chordata; Mammalia; Rodentia; Muridae
Gene: Cebpzos
Product: CEBPZ opposite strand
Exons: 5
Coding region: 295-537 (80 amino acids)
Source: RefSeq, a predicted model, not a curated record